Macadamia integrifolia is the source of this 1975-nucleotide messenger RNA. Its product is annotated as sialyltransferase-like protein 2. NCBI's taxonomy places the organism in Eukaryota, Viridiplantae, Streptophyta, Magnoliopsida, Proteales, Proteaceae. Gene Ontology annotation, molecular function: sialyltransferase activity. The coding region runs from base 251 to 1582 and encodes 443 amino acids. The transcript is spliced from 12 exons. The record is from RefSeq and is a predicted model, not a curated record.
AUUAAAGGAUCGGCGUUCGGUCUGGUUUUGGGGACAUACAGCUACAGCAAAAGUUCUACGGGCUUCGGGCAGAUCCAAAUUAAGGUGUGGAGCUCUGUAAAGAUUCAAAAUAUAUGUCCGUUGUCCCCGUCUGCUUUUUCAGAUUCUGGAGCGAAAUUAGGGUUUCUUUUUACUCCGAAACUCUCUCCAUCGAAAAUUAUCAGAGUUCGAAGCUUUUGUUUCAGUCUUUCCAUUUCGCAGACUUAAAUAGAUGAGGCUCUUAAGAUCUGGUCUAGCAAUUGCUUUGACGUCAAGUUUAGCAGCAAUUCUCAUAUACAUCAUGGGAGUUUCGACUUUCUAUGAGAAAUCUAGCAUUUCGGAUGAAGAUUUGAGUGCCCUGCUAACCUUGCAUAGCGGGUUCAAGAAGUGUGUGAGUGCGAAUGCCUUGGGAUUACAAGUUUUGGAUGGUAAAGAUUAUUGCCAAGUUACAAUCCAGUUUCCUGACAACACUAUUCCCAAAUGGAGGGAUCCUAAAUCAGGAGAACUUGAAGGCUUGUCAUUCGAUUUUAAUCUGUGUGAAGCGGUUGCUACAUGGGAACAGGUCAGGAAUAGUACAACGAUAUUGACAAGGGAGUUCAUUGAUGCUCUACCAAAGGGAUGGGAAGAAUACGCAUGGCGUAGGAUAAAUAAGGGCAUCCUUCUCAAUCAUUGUGAGAAUAAGACACUAUGCAUGGAGAAACUUGCUUUGGUACUUCCUGAAGCACCGCCAUUUGUUCCAAAGCAAUUUGGUCGAUGUGCUGUGAUCGGCAACUCUGGAGAUCUUCUGAAAACAAGGUUUGGCAAGGAGAUAGAUGGUUAUGAAGCUGUUGUCAGAGAAAAUGGGGCCCCAAUCCAGAACUACACAGAGUAUGUAGGUAGGAAAAGAACAUUUCGCCUUCUUAAUAGGGGAUCUGCCAAGUCACUUGAUAAAGUUGCAGAGUUAGAUGGAACUGGGAAAGAGGUCUUGAUCAUUAAAACCACAAUUCAUGACAUCAUGAGCAAAAUGAUUCGGGAGGUUCCAAUUCGCAAUCGUGUAUAUCUCAUGGUAGGUGCAUCUUUUGGUUCAGCUGCAAAAGGGACAGGUCUCAAGGCUCUUGAAUUUGCGCUCUCCGUUUGUGAUUCUGUUGACAUGUAUGGUUUCACAGUGGAUCCGGGUUAUAAAGAAUGGACUAGAUAUUUCUCGGAGUCUCGUCAGGGGCAUACUCCAUUGCAUGGUAGGGCAUACUACCAGAUGAUGGAAUGUUUGGGACUUAUCAAAAUUCAUUCUCCAAUGAGGGCUGAUCCUAACCGUGUCGUGAAGUGGGUUCCCAGCCAUAUUACACUGUCUGCAGCAAGAAUUGCAUCUGAGAAACUGUUGAGGAUGGCUGGGGCAGAAACAAGAGACCCACUACGGGCAUGUUUGAUCACCAAGCAGUGCAAGGAAAAUACCAAGAAGAUAUCCGGCCUCAGAAAGGCUGCUGUAGAGCAUCAGAAAUUUGUGAAAAGAGCAACUUUGUACCCCAUGGAACAUAGUCCUGGACAUGGUAUGCUCUGCACAGUGCCCAAAGUCAAAAUAUGGAGGUAACUCUUCGUGAUGCUCCACACUGGAUGACUGCUGAGAGGAUUUAUCUGCCAAGUGAAAUUUUCCAUACUCUUGCAAAAACAUCCAUCUUCAGCAUGGGGCAUUCCAACAUUUUAGGUGGUUCACUCUGGUGAGCUUUCACUCAUCCAUUAGUCGAGCUUGUUUACCUUUCUAGGAAGGCCUCUAUAUUGUGGAUGGGAAAUGACAAAAUUUCCUCUUAUAAAUUUUGCUUCAGUAGUUCAGUGUACCUUGCUUCUUUUCUUGGCUCCUGCAGUGUCAAACCAAAAUAUCUCACAUGUCACUAUAGUGCUGUAGGCUUUUUGUAAUCUGGCCUUUGAUGCUAUGACUUGCCUCAUUGGAUUAUCCUAGAAUAGUAUUACUUUUUUUUUUGGUUAA